Messenger RNA from Clunio marinus, 1362 nucleotides. The record is from the annotation of a GenBank genome assembly. Lineage: Eukaryota; Metazoa; Arthropoda; Insecta; Diptera; Chironomidae.
AUGUAUAAAUGUAAUAAAAAUGUUAAAGGUAGUGUCGAUGAAAUACCUUUGCAAACAUUUGAUUGUACUUAUAAUGAGUUGGUCGAAAUAAAAACUGAAGCUAAAAGUUCUUACCUUAAAGCUUUUGAAGAAGACAAUUUCAUUGAGUUUAAAAAACUGAUAAAAAAAUCGAUAACACUUCGAUUCUUAGAAUCGUCCCGGCGCCGAACUCACCAAAUAUUUACUCAACCAACGGAAGUCGAAAUGAGCGAUUUCGAGGAAAUUCUGCAAGCAAAUAAAUACGCUGCUAAGUACAUUAGUUUUGUUUUGGAAUAUUUCCAACUGUACAAUGACGAACUCUUCGUAAGUUCAAAAAAUAAAGCAGGAAAAACUUUGAUUUACUAUGUCGGAUCCUCGAAGAACAUUGAAAACUUAUUAAGCUUUCUUAUAUUUGAUUGGUUUAAUCUCAGUGGAAAGAAAUCUGUAAACUAUGCAUUGGUCAUAAAAGGUCGAGAAUUCAAAAAUGCUUUCGCUAUGUCAUUGUUUGAGAAGCUUUACGAGAUUCUUGAAGACGAAAGUAACAAAAUCUUCCACGAAAUAUGUAUGCGAGUUAUUUAUCAAUUUUUACAUGAAGUAAGUUCAAUAGAAGCCACUGAAGAAUUCUUCGAAAUUCAUGAUUUGUGCAUUGACAAAGUUUUCAAAUUAAAAAAUCAAAAAUAUCUCGAAAAAAUAUUACAAAUUUUUGUCGUGUUUUUGAUUGAAAAUGAAAGUGAAAUAAUGAAAAUUAAAGACACAUUCAUGUCAGUUAUUAAAUCAGAAGAAAUGGAGAAUUUCUUUCGUGUUGCUUUUUUGUUAAAAGAAGGAAAGAAAAAAGAAUUUCAAAGAAAACUUGCUACAUGGAUUGAAAGCUAUGAGAAGAUUUUUGGAAAAUAUCACAAAGUUAUUUUGAAACCACAUUUACAACUUCUCUUCAACAUUGUUAAAAGACUAAACAUGAACAGUCUUGGUGAGUUUAUGCUUCGUAAAUAUUCAUUUCUUGGAGUGAAUUACACCAUCGUGGAAAUUUUCCAUGAUCAACAAGAUUUCCAACGAUUUAUCAUCAGUCAACCUAAGUUUUCUGAACUCAAUGAAUUGAGUGAUAAGGUCACAGAAAACAACUUCACUCACUGUGAUCUGAAUGAGAUUUUAAAUGAUUAUAUGAACUAUGAUAACAAAGAAAUUAAUGAAUUGAAAACUUUCAUAUUCGGGAGAAAUAUUGCAAACAACGAUUUUCAUAACGAAACUAUUUUUGAACAAAUUUUAUCAACUCCAAAUGCAAGCAAUACAAUUGAACUUAUAUGGAAAGUAUUUAAAUUGAAAAAUCUGAAAGAGCUGUUGAUAUUU